CUGAUGGCAGCCAUCACUUUGGCAACUACAUGGAAUCGAUAAUUGACCAUAUUCCUAUAGGCUAUCCGCUAGAUAAUUAAGUGUAGUUUCAUACAACAUAGCCUACUGCAGAUUACGCAAUUAAACAGUCCUAGAAAUAAGCUACAUUUGAACUUUUUGGACCUAAUCGUCUCUCACAAACUGAGUUGAUCGGGAUGUGGAGUUACUUUCUCACCUGUGUGCUCGUCUUGGCCAAAGAUGCUUCUGCGCUUAGCAAGGUGUUUGGCGAGGUGGAGCCGGUGCGCAUGACGUCCGAGGGCUCGGACUGCCGCUGCCGCUGCGUGAUGCGGCCGCUGGGCGUGGAGGCGUGCGCGCGGCUGCGCGAGGGAGGCGGGGGCCGGCCGGAGGACUACUACGCCGUGGAGACCGUCAGCUCGGGCUCCGACUGCAAGUGCUCGUGCACCGCGCCGCCCUCGGCGCUCAACCCCUGCGAGAACGAGUGGCGCGCGGAGAAGCUCAAGAGGCAGGCGCCAGAGCUGCUCAAGCUACACUCUAUGGUGGACCUCCUUGAGGGAACUUUGUACAGUAUGGAUCUACUGAAGGUCCAUGCAUACAUGAAUAAAGUAGUGGCCCAGAUGAACACCCUGGAAGAGACCAUCAAGACCAACCUGAGUCGAGAGAAUGACUUUGUGAGGGACAGCAUAGUGACCCUGAGCAACCAGCUGAAGCGAUAUGAGAACUACUCUGACAUCAUGACCAGUGUCAAGAAAGAGAUCUCCAACCUGGGACUACAGCUGCUGCAGAAAGAUGCUGCCCCUGAUCACAAGGCACAGGACACAGAGACCAAGAAAGCCAAGGAGACAGUGAAAUCCCCCAACAAGAAAAACCCAGGCUCCAAACCACCUCCCAAGGCCCCCAAAGAGAAGGCGGCCAAGGCCAAGAAAGAGCCCUUGAAAGCAGGCAAGCCUGGCAAGCCUGACCCCACAGCCAAGACCAAGACACUGGGCCACCAGGGUGGCGUGAUCCGGGGCAUCACCUACUAUAAGGCAGCCAGGACUGAGGACUCUGCGCCCAGCUCUGGGGGAAGGGGAGACAGAGAUAACUCUGCCAAAACUCACACAGUCCACCACAUAGAAGGCAAGGAGGGUUCCAAAGUUGUCCUGGAGACCGCUGAAGCCAUGUCCUCCACAGCUGCACCAACAACAACAACAACAACAACAACAACAACAACAACAAGAGCAGCCACAACCACCAGAAGCCCCACCACCAGUAUGCUCACCCCAACAACCACCUCAGAGCGUCCACAGAUGGACAUUGUGGCCUUCCCCACCACCACCGCCGUCAUGCCCAACUCCACUGAUGACUCGUUGAGUCCAGGGAGACCCCUCCCCACAGCCACGCUAGAGCCAGACAGCAGGGAAGAUGGAGAUCGAGGCUUCUCUCACAGAUCAGAAAAGACAGCAGAGUGUGAGGGCACCAUAGCGUCCAUAGAGCUGCCAGAGAAACAUCACAGCUAUGGGCGGAACGAAGGGGCCUGGAUGAAGGACCCGGUUGCCAAGGAUUCCAAGAUCUAUGUGACCAACUAUUACUAUGGCAACAACUUGGUGGAGUUCCGGAACUUGGAGAGCUUCAAGCAAGGGCGCUGGAGCAACCUCUUUAAGUUGCCUUACAACUGGAUUGGCACGGGUCACGUGGUCUACGACGGCGCCUUCUACUACAACCGUGCCUUCACCAAGAACAUCAUCAAGUACGACAUGAAGGCGCGCUACGUGGCGGCCUGGACGCUCCUCCACGACGCCGUCUACGAGGACACCACGCCCUGGAAGUGGCGCGGCCACUCCGACAUCGACUUCGCCGUGGACGAGAGCGGCCUGUGGGUCAUCUACCCGGCGCUGGACUACGAGUACGGCAGCCAGCACGAGGUCAUCGUGGUCAGCCGGCUGGACCCGGGCGACCUGAGCACGCGCAAGGAGACCACGUACCGCACCGGCCUGCGCCGCAACUCCUACGGCAACUGCUUCCUGGUGUGCGGCGUGUUGUACGCGGUGGACGCCUACAACCAGCGGGAGGGCGAGGUGGCGUACGCCUACGACACGCACACGGGCACGGAGGCAGCGCCGCGGCUGCCCUUCACCAACCUCUACGCCUUCACCACGCAGGUGGACUACAACCCCAAGGAGAAGGUGCUGUACGCCUGGGACAACGGAAACCAGCUCACCUACAGCCUCCACUUUGUCGAACAGUGAAGGGGAGCCUUGAGGCUUCUUCCCAAACAUCAGCUGUUUUUUGUUUUUUUUUGCCGUGCUGUUUCAUUGGCAGGACACACAGGGACUUCCUAAACCCUUACACGGAACUUUUUGGUGGUGAAAAAGUCCUGACUUUUUUAGGGAAAAAAAUCAUUACUGUAUUAUAUUAUGUAAAAUAUUGCAUGAUUAUCUACCAGCACAAACAUACUGUAUAUGUCCAUGGAGGUGAGCGAGUUUGACAGGAAUAAGAAGGAAGUGAACUAUAAAAGGAGAAAUUCCAGUUUUCACACAGAUCUCUGCUUCUCAAGGUCACCGCUAUCCAGCAGCUAAUGGAGCCAGGCAGCUACAGCACUAUGGUGCACUCUGGGGGCAUGUACAUGUACAUGGGAGCUCACGGAUAUGCCCCCAGAGUGCAGCACUGUAGCUGCUGGCUGUAGCAACUUGAGCUAAGGAAAACCAGAGAGGGUUAAAGCGGAGCGAGAGGCGCAAACGUUCGAUCAUUUCCGUGUUCUGUCUUCGCAAAGGGGAGGGGGGCUAAAUCCCGCUUUAAGCAGACCUGUUAACAUUCGAACUGAACUGCUUGCCAAUCUGACAGAGAUCGAUUUCCCACUAUGACGUCUUUGCGACACGCCUCUUUAAGCAGACAGGAACUGUUCGAAUUUUGCUCCCAUAGAAAUGCAUUACGUUGCUCUAUCUUGUCAAUAAUUAAGGAUCUUUGGUAAAACCGGUUGUUUUCGGGGGGGGUUUUUUACCAACAGUACCUGGGGACCUCAAAAAACAGAGAUCUAUAUAAAAAAUCGCUAGAUUUCUCCUUUAACAAACAAACAAAAAUAAAUAAUACUAGAACGUGAUAUUUUCUUUUUGACGCCAUAUCUCAUUUUAAAAUGAGACACACAUUUAUAGAUAUCAAACUCUGUCAUCAGCUGAAAGAUGUACAUUUGAUUAUUUUUGUCAUUAAACACAUUAUUGCUAUCCUUUGCCAUCAAUGUGUAUGUUUUAGGGUGACUACACCUGGGAAGAAUAUACAAAGCAUAUUUACAUGUUUUAAUUGACUGUCAGAUGAACGUUUAGUCAGAUAUUUAAACAAUUAAUGUGUACAGUGUGUAAAACAUUUCAAUAUUGCAUGAAUAUUUAAAUCAGCAAUAUAGUGUAAGGCAUUCCUGUUAAUGUGCAUAUCGUUGUAAAACUUCCUAUAGCAUCAAUCACCUGGUCUAUUCCAAAUUAUAACCUCAAAUUCACUUCGCAAUAUUUAUUAAACACUUCUUAGUCAGCUGAAUUUUUGUAUCAUGUUAAUUGAUGUGUUCCGAGAUAAAAUAUGAGUGUUGGUCGAUAAUA
Molecule: messenger RNA, 3560 nt
Organism: Sardina pilchardus (European sardine)
Lineage: Eukaryota; Metazoa; Chordata; Actinopteri; Clupeiformes; Clupeidae
Gene: olfml2a
Product: olfactomedin-like 2A
Exons: 8
Coding region: 195-2225 (676 amino acids)
Biological process (GO): signal transduction
Source: RefSeq, a predicted model, not a curated record